AACAGCGCCCCCAGCGGGGUUUCCUGGAAAAUAAACCGCGCAGCCUGGCGGUUCUGCUCAGAUCUCGGGAACCGAGUCCACCCAGAACCACUGCAGCAGCUGCAUGAGAGAUGGGGGAGAAGUUGAUGAUUAUUGAUACAGACUGCGGUAUCGAUGAUGCCCAGGCGAUAAUGCUGGCACUGGCUGCCCCCAGCGUGAGAGUCCUGGGCCUCACCUGCUGCUUCGGGAAUACUGAUGUGGAGAACGUCUGUCAGAAUGUUCUGCGGGUUUUGACCGUCUGCCAGCGCACUCAGAUCCCAGUUUUCCGAGGUUCAGCUGGGCCGCUGGUCGGAGCUGUAAAACCAUUUCAGGAUCAUUUUGGGACGGAUGGACUCGGGGACAUACUGGAGCACAGGGACUUGGACAUCUGGAAAGAUCAGGUCCAGGAGGAGCACGCCGUUAACGCACUAAUCAGACUGGUGAAUGAACACUCGGGACAGGUGUCGUUGGUGGCGCUCGGCCCGCUCACUAAUCUGGCGCUGGCUGUCCGGUUAGACCCGACUUUCCCGCAGAAACUAAAGAAUCUGUACAUCAUGGGGGGAAAUAUGGAAGGUAAGGGAAAUGUGACACCAAGUGCCGAGUUUAACUUCAUCAUGGACCCGGAGUCCGCCUACAUCGUACUGGAGGAAUACCAGUGUCCCACCAGUAUCGCCACCUGGGAGUUCACCUGCAGGAACAAACUCACCUGGGAGUUUUUUGAUGAGCUAGUGGGUCAGGACUCGGCUCCAGCCCGGUUUAUGAAGCGGGUCACGUCCCGGUGCUGGGCAUUCUCUCGGGAUGCGGGCGUGGGGAUGAAGGAGGCAUUCUUUGGCCCAGGGUUCGUUCCUUACGAUGCGUACGCGAUGGCAGCGUGUGUGGAUGGCAGUGUGGUCACUGGGCAGCAGGAGUAUGCAGUCCGUGUGGAGUUACUGGGAGAACUGGGUCGGGGGUUCAUGGCCCUGGACCCAACCAACAAGCUGAAGAAGAGCCACCGUGUGUCUGUGAUGACGAGCUGUGACCUCAGCAGGUUUAAAUCCAUGCUGAUGAGGUCACUACAGCAGCCAUGACAUCAUCCUCCUCAUCUGGACCCAGAGAACCAUUCUGAUCUCGUCUGAUCCCAGAACCAGAAAACUUGUAUUUUAUCACAUUACAGCCACGAACAAAUAUAUUUCAUUGGAAUUUAAUUUGGAAGACCAACACAAAUUGGUAUACAACUAUGAAGAAAAUGUUGCAUGAUUCAAAGCAUUUCUUACAAAUAAAAAACUGAAAAGUGUGGUGUGCAAAA
Molecule: messenger RNA, 1303 nt
Organism: Astyanax mexicanus (Mexican tetra)
Lineage: Eukaryota; Metazoa; Chordata; Actinopteri; Characiformes; Acestrorhamphidae
Product: nuc_hydro_CeIAG domain-containing protein
Exons: 6
Coding region: 111-1085 (324 amino acids)
Molecular function (GO): hydrolase activity, hydrolyzing N-glycosyl compounds
Source: RefSeq, a predicted model, not a curated record